Radiomyces spectabilis is the source of this 3907-nucleotide messenger RNA. RefSeq lists its product as uncharacterized. Gene Ontology annotation, molecular function: calcium-activated cation channel activity. The transcript is spliced from 4 exons. Bases 95 to 3730 code for a protein of 1211 amino acids. The record is from RefSeq and is a predicted model, not a curated record. Lineage: Eukaryota; Fungi; Mucoromycota; Mucoromycetes; Mucorales; Radiomycetaceae. Gene Ontology annotation, cellular component: plasma membrane.
UAUUUUUAUUAAUAGCCCUUCAUUUUUCUUUUCCGUUUUCAAUUUCAUUCUUCAUUUUUUCUGUAUUAUCUUUGAUCCUUUCGGCCUUGUCCCGAUGAGCAAUGUUUACGUAUCUUUUGAGGAUCAGAAAAGAGAGGAUGCGGAGCUCAACCUCAAGGCAAUGGGCACGCAAUUGGGGAUCAAUCUUGGUAUAUCCAUUGUUGUUCUAGCUGGUUUCAGCUGGCUCAGACCACGGCAUUCCUUGGUCUAUGCACCCAAAUCCAAGUUUGCAACACCAGACAAACAACCGCCUGUCAUUACGCCGGGGUGGUUCGCUUGGAUAAAAUUGGUGUACUCGGCAACGGACGAUUUCUUGAUGGAUCGCAUCGGCUACGAUGCGGUGCUCUUCUUACGCACGAUUCGUCUCUUCAAGAACCUUUUAUUGAUCAUGUCACUCCUCGGUAUAUGUGUCCUCAUACCAAUCAAUAUUGUCGCUACACGAUUUACAGGCGAUUGGCCGCCACCGCCGGGGCUUGACUUUCUUUCUAUUUCAGGCAUCAACUACCUUCAUGGAAAGUUACGACCAGAUCCCGAUAUCCGAUGGUAUUGGUCACCAUUUGCAGCCACGUGGAUAUUUUCCAUCCUCAUCAUUUAUUGUACAUACCGCGCUUCGAAUGACUAUGUCCGCAUGCGUCAACGAUUCUUUCAACAAUCCAAGAGCGACAACACACUUCUCAUUAGCGGGGUUCCAACCCCGAUGCGCUCGGACGAAAAGCUUAAAACGUGGCUCCAGUCAUUUAACGUGAUCCAGUACCCUAUUCAGCAGGCUCUGAUAGGUCAUCACAGCUCCAAAUUGAUCAAGUUAAUCAAAGAACACGAAGAAGCCGUACAUCAUUUGGAAAACGCAUUGGCUUCCUAUCUAAAUGACGGUAAGCAUAUUUCUCAAAAACGACCGAGCGUAAAAGUUGGCGGCUGGUUAGGCUGUGGUGGCCGGAAAGUCGAUGCCAUUGAGUACUAUACGAAGCAAGUCAGUGACCUGGAUCAGGAAAUCAAGCAGUCACGGCAUGAAGUGAAAAAGGUAGCUCCGUAUGGCUGGAUAGCUUUUGACCAACCUUCGUGGGCUCAUAAUGCCAAUCAUGCACUUCAAAUGUUGGCACGACGUUUGCGCAAAUCAGAAGAGGCAUUGAACAUGGAUGUCCGUAUUUCGCCUCCACCGAAUGAUCUGAUAUGGUCCAAUUUACAAAUGGAUCAUCGAACACGACAUAUCAGGCGAUGGGUGGGCCGAGCCAUUUAUUGGGGCUUCACAUUGGCUUGGUUUAUACCUAUAGGUGCUUUGUCAGCGACCUCCAACGUUAUCAAUAUCAUCCGCCUGCUGCCCAACUCUCAAGAAUUCAUUGACAAUCAUGAACUGCUCAUGGGUGUUAUUCAAGCAUGGUUCACACCGAUUGUCAUGGCCGCGUUUUUCUUCCUGGUGCCCCUCUUUUUUCGCUACCUGUCCCAGCAGCAAGGCUACCGUGCCGAAACCACCUUGGACCGAAAAGUGUUUCUCAAACUGUAUACAUUUUUCAUCGUCAACAACCUGUUGGUAUUCACCUUGAUAUCGAUCUUUAUCGGUAUCUAUGGUCAGCUCGGCGCUCUCGCACAUGCAGGAUCGAUCAGUAACCAAGAACCCAUUUCUGAAUACCUUUUACAAUUGGCCAAGAACAUUGCCGACGUAUCAACCUUUUGGAUCAAUUAUGUAUGCAUUAAAGCGUUGGGCAUCACUAUGGAAUUGGCUCAGUUACUACCUUUUAUUAUCAUCACCUUGCGCAAAUGGAUCACACGACCUAGCCCUCGUCAAUUGCGCGAAUUUGCUCAACCGCCCAAUUUUGAUUACCCUCAAAACUACAAUCUAUUACUGUUCUUUUUCACCAUCGGUCUUGUGUACUCUGCCAUUGCUCCACUUGUUCUUCCUUUUGCGCUUUUGUACUUUGUCACCGCCACAGUCGUCUACAAGUACAUGCUCAUGUACAUUUUCGUCACCAAGAUCGAAAGCGGAGGCAAGAUGUGGCCGGCUAUAUUCCAGACCAUGAUGAUUUCCACCAUCCUGUUCCAGGUGAUCAUGAUCAUCAUUCUCAAACUCAAAGGCGGCGACCUUCAAUGCUAUAUCCUGAUUCCUCUUCCCGUCUUGACCGUGGUGUAUCAGUAUUUCUUGUACCGACGCAUGCACGUGCUGGGUUCGUUUUCGAGCGGUUCAGCGAUAACGGAGUCUCAGUUGGCGGUCAUGGAGGAAAUGGUUCCUGUGAAGAAGAAAACCACACAUCACUCCUUGGCGCAGCAAUUCCGUGAUCCAAUGCUUCACAACACUUUGUCGACUCCGAUGAUUCAUGACGAUGUGAAGCAUCUUUUACCCAAAGUAUAUCACCACAGGUUUAGCACCCAACAACAGAUCGAAAUGGAAGAUACCAAAGGAAACCUUGGCACGGUCCAACCAUUCCAGGGCCAACGAGACAAAAAUGCACACAGACUAACAGUAAUGCAAUUGGAUGGAGGUGGUGCUAUUCAAUUCAAUACAGUCACCGAGAACCAAGUACUGGAGCCUGAAGAAGAAGAAGAAGAUCGUCUCUCCGAAGCAUCUUUAGCCCGCGAAUCGUUGUCUCCGAACCCAUUUUCGUCGCAAAAAUCGCUAGCACACUCCUCUUUGUUCCAGGAAUCGUUAUCGCACAACGCCACUGAUGACGAAUUCCGCGGUCUGGUCGUCAAUGAUCAUGCCGAGAGUUACUGGCAACAACAGCAAAAGCGAGAUACCUACGAAACCAGCGUGAAGGAGCGAUAUUCCAAAUAUUUGGAAUCAGAAGAGGAGGAGAUAGCCUCCAUUCACGAAGCAACCGUUGGCCGACGAAAAACCGUCGAUACCAUGCCUAUUUUGCUGAGCGAAGGGUUGCAAAGUCUGGUGGCGCCCGCUGGUACAGUUGGACCUGCGCGUCAUACCGGGGAACAGCAACCACGGACAAUCACGUCCGAGCUUGUGGAUAUCUAUGAAUCUUGGAUACCCGAGGAAGUAUCAGAAAAAAGUGAAUGGAGUGAUUGCGAUUCCGAAGAUAUUCAACCAUUGUCUUUGCACGAGUUUGGUGCCACCAUCGAUCCUAUCGCCAUUGCCAAACGGCAAUCGGCACCGCUCCUCGUGCAAACAUGGACUCAACCAACAGAAACCGAAGAACCUGCAACGGAGCAUGAUAUUCCUACGAUCCGACGAUCCCGAUCUUUGCCAAAUUUGCAGGUUCACGCUGAACCAACCUUAUUAUCUGACAGCACACCGCCCCCAGUGGCACUGCAGCGACAAGUUUCAGCUCCCGUACAACGCAUUGCGCAUCGCAAAAAACGCCCUGCCAGUCCGUUAUAUACCCCACUGCAACGCAGUAAAUCAGCCACAGCUCGUUAUGGACAUGGUAGAAAAGACGAAAUAGCCCGAAAUAGCGCUCUGGAGGAAGAUGUGUUCAAAGCCGUGCCCACAUCACUGCAGAGAAGUAGAACUUUACCCAAUAGGACACAGCAAAGACGGCCUUCGUCGUUGUCCUCCCAGACUCAACUGCAUCGCAGUCGCACGGUUGCUUCUUCACAUACUCAUCGUGAAUCCAAUUAUCGUAUCACUUACUAUGACGAAUUACUGGACGAUCCGCAUACCGAUUCGGAUAGAGAUACAUUGACAGAUAUCAGCUCAAUAGUCAAUACCACAACACCCAAUCCCGAGGACGAUCCUUUUCGCGGCUAACGAACUGUAAUUUUUGGCAUCAAAUUACCUAUCGCAUUACUAUAGAUAUAUAAAACUUAUUUAUCGUAAUUUUUCAAUUGUCGGGUAGCCUCCAAAACCGGUUCUUCAAACAAAAAAGGUACUUUGAUGGGGUCGCUAAACUUGAUAUUAUCUUAUUUACGAUAAAAGUCGGUUGCG